AACGAUAUUUCAGUCAAUUCAUUCUUGUGACGGCUUUGAAUUAUUUUCAUUUUAUUGAAACAAUUGUUCAGAUCACGCUUUAUCAUUGUUAGAGAUUAUAAAAAAUCGCAGUCUUGUAUUUAUUUUCCGAUUCACAUAUUCUAUCUAUAAAGGAUUUUUUGAACACAUUAUUCAAGAUGCCUGCUGCAGAACCAUUGAUAUCAAAAGUUAUUGUUCAUCCAUUAGUUUUAUUGAGUGUUGUUGACCAUUUUAAUCGCAUGGGCAAAAUAGGCAACCAGAAAAGAGUUGUUGGCAUUCUCUUGGGAUCUUGGAAAGGCAAAGGAAUCUUGGACGUAUCCAAUAGCUUUGCUGUUCCAUUUGAUGAAGAUGACAAAGAUAAAAGUGUUUGGUUCUUAGAUCAUGAUUACCUUGAAAAUAUGUACAGCAUGUUUAAGAAAGUCAAUGCUCGUGAAAGGAUUGUAGGAUGGUAUCAUACUGGUCCUAAACUUCAUCAAAAUGAUAUUGGCAUUAAUGAGCUGAUUAGAAGAUAUUGUCCAAAUUCAGUUUUGGUCAUAAUAGGAGCUAAGCCUAAAGACCUUGGUUUGCCCACUGAAGCAUAUAUUGCUGUUGAGGAAGUUCAUGAUGAUGGAACACCUACAACAAAAACAUUUGAACAUGUAUCAAGUGAAAUAGGAGCAGAAGAAGCCGAGGAAGUUGGUGUGGAACACCUGCUGAGGGAUAUAAAAGAUACAACUUUGGGUACACUUUCUCAAAGAAUAACCAACCAGCUAAGAGGUUUAAAAGGCCUUCAUUCUCAGAUCACAGAUAUCAAGAACUAUUUAGAUCAGGUGGUAUCUGGUACAUUGCCAGUGAAUCAUACCAUUAUCUAUCAACUCCAAGACAUUUUCAAUUUGCUGCCUGAUGCAAGUGUGAGGGAGUUUGUGAAAUCCAUGUAUGUGAAAACAAAUGACCAAAUGCUUGUUGUGUAUUUGGCUUCUCUCUCACGCUCUGUUAUUGCCCUGCACAAUCUCAUCAAUAACAAAAUUACUAAUAGAGAUGCAGAGAGGAAAGAAAGUAGCAAAAAAGAGGAUGUUAAAGAGAGAAAAGAUAAAGAGGAUACCAAAACUGAAGAUAAAAAGAAAGAUGUUAAAUCUAGUUAAAAGACACCGUAUUGCAUUUCACUAUUUUAUUACCUAUUCUGUGUUACUUAAUAAAUAUGCUUGCUUUCUUGGAA
Molecule: messenger RNA, 1213 nt
Organism: Argiope bruennichi
Lineage: Eukaryota; Metazoa; Arthropoda; Arachnida; Araneae; Araneidae
Gene: Rpn8
Product: 26S proteasome non-ATPase regulatory subunit 7-like
Exons: 8
Coding region: 177-1139 (320 amino acids)
Biological process (GO): proteasome-mediated ubiquitin-dependent protein catabolic process
Cellular component (GO): proteasome complex; proteasome regulatory particle
Molecular function (GO): metallopeptidase activity; protein binding
Source: RefSeq, a predicted model, not a curated record